This is a messenger RNA of Talaromyces stipitatus ATCC 10500, 884 nucleotides long. RefSeq lists its product as uncharacterized. Bases 1 to 819 code for a protein of 272 amino acids. The record is from RefSeq and is a predicted model, not a curated record. NCBI's taxonomy places the organism in Eukaryota, Fungi, Ascomycota, Eurotiomycetes, Eurotiales, Trichocomaceae. The transcript has 2 exons.
AUGAACAGUAAAUCAUACGAAGAACGACCACUAACUCCCAUGAGCCGGUGUAUUCCAGUCGGCUUACCUGCUGAGACUAUGCAAACCGCUGCAGCCACCUUUGCCCAGACAGAGUUUCAUGAUUGUGAUGAGCUCCUUGGUGAUGCUGUUUUCAUGCAUGCUAAGACAUAUUGCUUUGCGCAUAGAUUCUUGAUAUCGCGACUUGAAGUACUGGCUUUACAACGCCUGACACAAGUUCUUCUUACGAACAAUACUUCGAGGGGUCCUUUUUAUUCGCGCCUGGCAGAUGCAAUCCAUUUGGUCUAUGAAUCAACUCCAAAGUCUACACAAUUUGAUGACCCAGCGCAAAAAUUGCUUGCCCAAUAUGUUGCUUUAAAUUUCAUCUCAAUCCCUACUGAGAGUCUUGAAACGGUCGUCUCCGCGGGAGGGGAAUUCAUGGUCGAUGUCGCACAAAAACUGGCUCAGCGUAUAGCAACAAGCGGUAGAUCCACCGAGUCGUUGGAAGAGUACAUUGACGAACUUAAGACAAAAGUCAACGCACUAGAGCUAGAAGGUCAAAAGCAGAGAAGCUUGUUGGAAAAGACUGAGAAGGAAAUACGAGAGUGGGAGAGCUGGAAUCGAGGAAUCUCUGGAAAGUAUAUUCCUACACUACAAGGUGUCUGUGUGACGGCCGAGCAGGACGUUAUUCAGAAGCAGGUUCGAUUUGAUAUUCCUGAAGCAACGGAGCCGGAGGAAUGUUGUUCCGAGAUAGGGUUACGGGACGAGGGUAAAAGCUUGGUCACGUGGUCGCGCGACAAUGUUGGAGCUCGGUUACGCUAGGAUGAAUAUGGAAUAUAGGCAAAUAAUAAGAACUUAGAGUUGAGAAUUUCUAUGUAUUGAUGCAC